Penicillium verhagenii is the source of this 2202-nucleotide messenger RNA. RefSeq lists its product as uncharacterized. The record is from RefSeq and is a predicted model, not a curated record. Lineage: Eukaryota; Fungi; Ascomycota; Eurotiomycetes; Eurotiales; Aspergillaceae. Gene Ontology annotation, biological process: glucan catabolic process. The coding region runs from base 1 to 2202 and encodes 733 amino acids. Gene Ontology annotation, molecular function: beta-glucosidase activity. The transcript has 11 exons.
AUGACAACCCAAGAUAAGAUGGCUCAAUUGAUGCAGGGAGAUGUCACUAAUUGGCUGAACGACACGAGUGGUGCAUUCAACUACAGUGGGCUGGUAGCCAACAUGGAAGAGAAGGCGGGCAUGUUCUACGUCGGAUAUCCGAUAUCCUAUGAAUGGUUGACAGAGAACAUCAAGCGAGGCCAAGAUUAUCUGCUGCAGAAUACCACACUUGGUAUUCCUGCUCUUGUGCAGUCAGAAGGUCUUCAUGGCUUCUUGAUUGGUAAUGCUACCAUUUUCAAUUCACCCAUUGGCAUUGGAAGCUCUUGGAACCCUGCUCUUGUUAAAAAAAUGGGAGAAGUCAUUGGUACAGAAGCUCGAGCUCUGGGCGCAAAUCAGCUUUUCGCGCCUGAGGCCGAUCUGGCUCGUGAGCUUCGAUAUGGACGUGUCGAGGAAACCUUCUCAGAAGAUUCGUUCCUGGCAGGUGAAAUUGCUUACAGCUAUAUCACUGGUAUUCAAAGCAAGAAUGUCUCGGGCAUGGUCAAGCAUUAUGCCGCCUAUAGUAACCCAGAGCAAGGGUUGAAUACUGGACCAGUCCACGGAGGUGAAAGAGAACUUCGCACAACAUGGCUGCCGUCAUACAAGCGCGCGAUUAUUGAUAGUGGUGCAUGGGCUGUGAUGACUGCGUACUCUUGCUACGAUGGAAUUCCUAUGGUUGCCAACUACCACACCAUCACCGAGAUCCUAAAAGAAGAAUGGGGAUAUGAUUAUUUCGUCAUGACCGAUGCUGGUGGCAGUGACAGACUUUGCUCUUACUUCAAGCUGUGCCAAAGUAGUCCCCUUGACAUGAACGCAGUUACCUUGCAGCUUAUGGAGGCCGGUGUUGACGUGGAAAUGGGUGGUGGCUCCUUUAACUUCCAAAAAAUCCCUUCACUGGUUGAAUCUGGAAAGCUUGAUAUCUCCAUUGUCAAUGCCGCUGUUACAAGACUGCUUCGCGUGAAGUUCGAAAUGGGUCUAUUCGAAAAUCCAUACACGGCGGUCAACUCAAGUGAAUGGGCCUCCUACGUCAACACAGCCGAGCACAAGCAAGUUGCCAGGGAUUUGGACAAGGAGUCGAUUGUUCUCUUGGAGAACCACAAUGAUGUUUUGCCCCUGAAGAAGUCAGGUAGCAUCGCCGUGCUUGGACCGAUGGCCCAUGGAUUCAUGAACUACGGUGACUACGUUGUCUACGAGAGCCAGUACCGAGGUGUUACUCCAUUAGAUGGCAUCAAAGCCGCAGUUGGCGAUAACGCGACAAUCAACUAUGCGCAAGGAUGUGAGCGUUGGAGCAGUGACGAAUCCGGCUUUGAUGAAGCUAUCGAAGCGGCAAAGAAGUCCGAUGUUGCCAUUGUCGUUGUGGGAACUUGGUCCCGCGACCAAGUUCAGCUCUGGGAAGGUCUAAACGCAACAACCGGAGAAGAUGUCGAUGAAGAUAACCUCGCUCUCGUCGGUGCCCAAGGGCCCCUCAUCAAAGCCAUCGCCGACACAGGCGUCCCGACCAUCGUCGUCCUUUCCAGCGGGAAACCCAUCACAGACGUCUGGCUCUCCAACAGCACCUCCGCUCUCCUCCAACAAUUCUACCCCUCCGAAGAAGGUGGUAACGCGCUCGCCGACGUGCUAUUCGGCGACUACAACCCCUCCGGCAAACUGUCCGUCAGCUUCCCGCAUUUCGUCGGUGAUCUCCCGGUCUACUACGACUACUUGAACUCCGGCCGCUCGAUCUGGAACUCUGGAACACAGUACGAGAACGGCACCAUUGAUUUCGGCCAUCAAUACGUUACCGGCACGCCCUUACCGUGGUACUCGUUCGGCUACGGGAAGAGUUAUUCGACAUUCGAGUAUGGCACUGUCAGUGUGGAUCAUAGUAGCGUUUCUGCGACCGCGACUAUUACUGUCAGUGUUGAUGUGACGAAUACGGAUACGACGCGCGAUGCGACUGAGGUUGUGCAGGUUUAUAUCUCGGAUGAGAUUGCUUCGGUUGUUGUGCCUAAUCGCCAGCUUAAGGGCUUCGAUAAGGUCCUUAUUCCGGCUGGGAAGACUACGACUGUUCGCAUUGCGAUUGAUGUUGCGGAUUUGGGACUGUGGAAUAAUAAGAUGAAAUAUGUUGUUGAGCCCGGUUUGUUUAGCGUGUUGGUGGGAAGCAGUUCUGAUGAUAUUAGGGGGAACACUACGUUCACAGUGGUUUGA